CCUAACAGUCGGAUUUGUUUCGGCCGUUGGUCCGUCUCUGGUACUAUCAUCAAAAGGCGUCGGUCUAACUAACGGCUACUGAGAAUGGUUCUGGUUCCGCUUUCUCACGGUGGGCUUCGGGAUGUUCAGUUGACACCCAAUAACAAGAGCGGAAAUCUGGAGCAGCAAGUUAUCAGUUAUCCCAGCAGCGCACGGUGCCAGAGCGCUCCCUGCUGGCGCAACCACAUCAGUGCUGUUCAGUGCAUGGCCGUCAGCAAUGUCCCCAGAACGGCCCAGGGAGGAACCGAGCAAAGUCACAGAGCCAACCUCACAUUGUGCCCCCGGACCACCUGUUCAGGAGCAGCCGCUGUCAUCGCCCUGGUCCCCGUGAAGUAGCAUGCGAGACGGACUCUGCUUGGAGCGCACCGAGCGGGACGAGCCCAAAGUGAAGUGAGAAGAAGCAGAGAGAAGCGCGCUUCCGCACCGCAUGUUAAGCCAGCAAGUUGCCUGACGGAACAAAAGUCGCGUCGACGGGGAAGGGGACAGACGCUCGCGGAUUUUACGGAGGUUUCCAGGGACACUUGUUUCGGCAAAAAUGAAAUUCGCGGAGCAUCUUGCGUCCCAUAUCACCCCGGAAUGGAGGAAACAAUAUCUCCUGUAUGAGGCCUUCAAGGAUAUGCUGUAUGCAGCCCAAGACCAAGCCCCAUCCAUAGAAGUCACAGAGGAAGACACAGUGAAAAGAUACUACGCUAAGUUUGAGGAGAGAUUCUUCCAGACCUGCGAGAAGGAGCUUCUGAAAAUCAACACCUUCUAUUCAGAAAAACUCGCUGAAGCUCAGAGACGGUUUGCCACGCUGCAAAAUGAGCUGCAGUCAUCACUGGAUGCCCAGCGAGAGAACAUCGUUCUGCCCGGGCUUCGAAAACGCAAGACAAUGUUCCACCUGUCGCAGGAGGAGCGCUGCAAGCACCACAACAUCAAGGACCUGAAGCUAGCCUUCAGCGAGUUCUACCUCAGCCUCAUCCUGCUCCAGAACUACCAGAACCUGAACUUCACAGGUUUCCGCAAGAUCCUGAAGAAACAUGACAAGAUCCUGGACACGACUCGUGGAGCCGACUGGCGUGUGGCUCACGUGGAGGUGGCUCCUUUUUACACCUGCAAGAAGAUCACACAGCUCAUCACUGAAACAGAGACACUGGUCACCACAGAGCUGGAGGAAGGAGAUCGCCAGAGGGCCAUGAAGAGGUUGAGAGUUCCUCCUCUGGGCGCAACUCAGCCUGCUAUGGCCUGGACGACCUUUAGAGUGGGUCUCUUCUGUGGCUUCUUCAUCAUUCUGGCUGUCGUCUUUGUUCUCAAUGGUGCUGCCUUCAUCCGCAAUGAGAACAUUUGGCCUCUGGUGCGGAUCUAUCGUGGCGGCUUCCUGUUGAUCCAGUUCCUUUUCCUGCUGGGAAUUAACACCUAUGGAUGGAGACAGAAUGGAGUCAACCAUGUCCUCAUCUUUGAGAUUGAUCCACGAAACAACCUGUCACACCAGCACCUGUUUGAGAUUGCUGGUUUCCUGGGUGUGUUAUGGUGUCUCAGCAUCCUCUCGUGUUUAUACUCAGAGCACACCUACCUCCCCAUGCAGAUCAACCCUCUAAUUCUUUACGGCUUUAUGGUGCUCUUCCUCAUCAAUCCAUUUAAAACCUGCUACUACAAAUCCCGCUUCUGGCUCCUCAAACUGCUGUUUCGUGUGUUCACUGCACCGUUUCAUCGGGUGGAGUUUGCAGACUUCUGGCUGGCAGAUCAGCUCAACUCUUUGGUGUUUGUACUCAUGGACUUGGAGUAUCUCAUCUGCUUCUACAUAUUUGAGCUUCAGUGGAGCAACAGCAAGGGGCUGCUACCCAAAGAUCCCAAUGACAACAUCUGCCACAGCUACUGGUACGGCCUGCGUGCCAUUAUUCAGUGUCUGCCUGCCUGGCUUCGUUUCAUCCAAUGCCUGAGGCGUUACCGUGACACCAAGAGGGCCUUCCCACACCUGGUCAACGCCGGCAAAUACUCCACCACCUUCUUCGUCGUCACCUUCGCAGCCCUCUACGCCACACACAUUGAACAAGGACACACAGACGCGGACAUGUUUUUGUACCUUUUGAUCGUGUUCUCCAUCAUCAGCUCCCUCUACACUCUGAUCUGGGAUCUGCGUAUGGACUGGGGUCUGUUUGAUCGUGGAGCCAGAGAAAACACUUUCCUGCGAGAAGAAAUUGUUUACCCACAAAAGGCCUACUACUAUUGUGCCAUCGUAGAGGAUGUAAUCCUGCGUUUUGCCUGGACAAUCCAGAUCUCUCUCGCUAUAAUGACCAGGAGUCACUCUGUGGGUGACAUGGUGGCCACCAUCCUGGCUCCGCUUGAAGUCUUCAGGCGUUUUGUGUGGAACUUCUUCCGUCUGGAGAAUGAGCACCUGAAUAACUGUGGUGAGUUUCGAGCAGUGCGAGAUAUCUCAGUGGCGCCGCUCAACGCUGAUGACCAGACGCUGCUGGAGCAGAUGAUGGACCAGGAGGACGGUGUCAGGAACCGCUCAGGCAAGAAGACCUGGAAGAGGUCCUACAGCCUAACUCUCCGACGCCCCCUGCUGUCCUCUUCACAAUCGAAGAAGGACACAAAGGUGCUGAUUGAUGACACGGAUGACGAGGCCUUCAGCUGAGUCCACUCCAUCUUCUACACACACACACACACACACACACACACACCCACAUUAUAUUUAUAAGGGCGUCCUUUCUUCUCUUCCUUCAUAGUGUAACAUGUUAGUGUAAACCCUUAAACGAGUAAAGAAGGUCCUCACCUUUACAGAGGUUACCUCAUCUUUAAUUUCCCUUAAUGUGUUUAGAGUAGGUCUUCAUAAGUAUAGAAAACACAUAGAAUCCAGAGACACACAAACACCAAGAGAAACCUGCAGAAGCACAAGCAACGUGUCAUCUCGGUACUGUUGAGGAAGGAGCUGAUGCUACAUUCACACAGAUGGACCGAUGUCAAAGAAACCUUCACAUAACUUACAGAAGCAGACCACACUGCCUGGAUUAUUCACUGUUUUUUAUUAAAAUGACUUCUUUAGUAUCUGGGGUUUUUUUUUUUUUUUACUUUGAGCUGUUUCGGGUUUUGUUACGUUUUUUUCUUCAGGACAGGCUGCAGACGACUGUUCACACGCCUUUCUAACACCACUAGGAUCAACAGGGAGAAGACGAAGCCAAUAAAAGACUAAAACCAGAAAUCUGAGGAAGGACUGAACAAACGUGAAAGCAUAUCUAACAAAUCAUCUGGUUUCAGCUUGUUGGUUGUUUUUAUACGGCUUUUAUUAUGUUUUCUUUUUUUUUUUCUUCUUUAGUUGUAUGUUGUAAAUGAUCACAACCAUUAAAGCACUUGCAGGAAAAGUGCGUUUACAGCAUAAACAUGAAAAAAGACGUUUCAAACACGUGUCUGAAGUUUCUUUGUUAUAUAUUUUAAAGUGUAUUACCACUAAAAAUGUGUUGUUUAUACUAAUAGGACUAGUCUGAACCUCCUCACUUUGACUGUUGAUGUAUUUUAUAUUGUUAAAUGUGCCACAUCUUUAUUAGAAACACAAAUCCCAGAGUUACUCCCCAACCUUAAUUAGUGGAUUUGAAAUCUUUGGUGUUAUCUUAAAGUGCUCUUUUUCACUAAAUACUGCUGAGGUGCAUGCGGUGCAACUAACACUGGUUACCAAAGUUUUUAUCUUGUCAAUGUGAUUCAAAUGAAGUAAAAUGUUUUCAUCAGGUUUGCCUGAACGAGUCCAGAGAUACCAGAGUCAAACAUCAGCUGAAAUCUGCUUCAUUUCACAACAUCCUGAGGCUUGUUAGAAACCUGACGAUAUCUAGUCCUGUUUAAACGACGUGCCAUGAAAAACAAAACGUCUUAGCAAAUGAGGAAAGUUCAUUUAGUUUCGUAUUUCUAUUUUCAUAGAAACUAAUAUAGAUUCAUUACACACGGCAACAUAUUUACUUCUGUUAAAUUUGAUGAUUUUGGCGUACAGCUACAGAAAUAAUUUAAUUUUUUUUUUAAACAGAAGAGUGGAGCAGCUAAAAGGAUGUUAGAUGUAAAGUUUAUUCUACAAAUACUAAGACAGGGCACCUUUUGGGUGAAUAACUGCAUCAACGCUGCGGAGCAUGAAGGAGUCCAGCCUGAGGUGUUCAGGAAGCCUAAAGUUGAUUUAAGAACGUCCUCCAGCUCGUCUGCUUUGUUGGCUUCUGUGUCUCAUCUUCCUCUUGAUAACACAUCGGUUCUCUAUGGAGUUCAGGUCCAGCCACUUUGCUGGCCAAUCAAGACCAGUAACACCAUGGUCAUUGAACUAACUUUUGGUACCUUUGGCAGUGUGGGCAGGUACCGAGUCCUGCUGGAAAAUGAAAUCAGCGUCUGCGUAGAGCUUGAAACGAAGCGGCAUAAAAUGUCCUGCCUGAAUUCAGUGCCUCUCUACCUUUCCUUCAGACUUGGAUCUUGAUUUCAAAAUGAAUGAAACUGCUUUCAUCUGAACAUUGGACCAUUGAAUGACAUCCCCGUUAUUUACCUCUUUAUUCAAGGUGAGAUGAAAGUGACCCCUUCUUGUCCAGAAGGGUCCUAAUACAGGCACUGGACAGCUGUAGACAGUGUCCUGGAUGCAUCUAUAUUUGUUCUUGACUCUAGCUGCAGUCAAAGCCAUGUGAACCUUCCCAAACUCUUAACUGGGCUUUGCUUCUCAAUCCUCUCAAGGCCAAGGCUAUCCCUGUUAGUUGCACACUUUUUUGUCUACCAUACUUUUUCUUUUCACUCAACUUUCCAUUGAUAUGCUUGCAUUUGGCACCCUGAACAGGCUAGGCAACACUGACCUUGGUAGGUUACAUUCUUUGUGCAGGGGAGCAGUCUUCUCUGUAAUUGCAUAGGCCACAACAUUAACAUGACAUCUCUUUUGGUGAGCUGUAAGCCAUAAUCAUCAGGUAACAGAAAUAAAUGCUUUAAAAUGUCAUUGCGUCAUGAGGCUAAAUGAGUUUCACUUUGAACUAAAGUAGUGACAUAAAUUAACAUUUUCUAUGGCAUUCUAAUUUAUUGAGAUGCACUGUUAUUAAAAAGGGAAAUUAAAGGUGAAAAUAGAAACAAAAGCUUUAUGCUCUGGUGUUUACUGUCCAGACAGAGAUUAAUACGUUAUAGACUUUUUGGAACUAACGUCUUUGUAAUAGUUUGAAUUUAAGCUCACUUAAUAUCACCUGAAUUGGUUUCUGCUCCCAAACAGAAACAUUACUGGAAAUAUCUGUGUGAACUCUGAUUCCUGUGAUCACAGCACCAAGGUGUUGAAAAAAUUAGGAUUUCUCAUUGUUGUCAGAUUAGUCCUUAUGUUGACCUUUAGAAAUGAAAUACAAAGGCUAACGUCUGGAUUUGGUAGAGAAAUCUGUCUUUUUUUAUGUCUGUGUAGGGAAAUAUUUGCUGAUUGUGUUCCUAGAUCAGUCAGAUUUCUUUGAUUCUGCCUUUCAUGUUUUACUUGACUUCAAGUGUUAUGGUUACUUCAGAUAAUGUGGUGAUGUCUACUCUUAUCUCUCUACUGGCUUUGCUCACAUAUAUUUGCAAGAUCUUUAGGUUCCUGCUUUAAGUAAAGAGCUCCUGGUUGUCCAAGAAAAGAUGGCCAGCUUAACACGUUUACCCCAUUCCCGGCUCCUUUUUUCCUGCUUGUGCUCUUAUCGGAGCUUAAUGUGACCUGGAAAGUUCGAAGGGUGGAAAACCUCUCUGUCCAAAUCAAUACUGUGCACAGACACCAUACCAGACAUUCACACACGCUGACAGCCCACAUUGCCUCUCCCCUUCUCUCUCGUCAGAGUGCAGAUAGUUUUGUACAAAGGUUAUGUCGUCUUGCCUGCAUGCUGCUUGUUUUUACUUUGUACAUAGCUCCUAAUUUAUUCAACAUAGUGUUUAUAGUAGUAAUUUUUGCACACACACUGACAAUGAUGAAUUUUUAUUUGUAGCCAUUUGUGCUCCUGGACAAGCAGUGUUCAUGAGGUGAUGAGCUUUUUGAUGAUUGUUCACAAUCCUGCACUCUUCUUCUUCCUGUGUAAAGCCGUUGAAACGUGUUUGUAUGGAGAGGAAGAACUGUUGUGUUUCGCUGUAUCUUGUUGGUGGUUUCUUUGAAUAUCAGAGCCUCACGGUGGGUUUGUGGGGGCAGAUUCCUGAGGCUGUUAUUCUGUUUGUACAUUUGUGAAAGUGAAUGAAAAUAUUUGUGACAUCUGUUGUUGGUAACUGCCCUGCAGACAGAAGCACUUUGACACAGUUCAGUUCAGCCCAGGAACAGACCGUGGUCCAAGAAGAAGCUGGGAAACCAUUUAGAUGAUCUGUGUCUGUUCAUAGAUGCUGAAAACAGGGUUAUUUUGUACAGUUCGUGUUUGAUGAGAUGAUGGAGGGAAAAACCCUGGCAUUUAUUCAUCUCUGAUUUUCUGUUAUCCCCUGCUUGCUGAAACCUCCAUGAUGUAAAAGUGAUUAAAUGUGUGCACCCCCCCGCGUGUUGUUUGUACCCCUUCUCGAUGAUAUUUCAACGUGAUGGUAGCUGUAGUUUGGUAGAUGGAUAAGAUACUUUAAAAAAUAAGAAACAGUAAUUAAACUGUGGCUAAAUGUGAUUUCAAGAGAAAUGGUAAUGUCUCAGUCUGAACAUUUCUCCCAGAGUAGUUUGUACAUGUUGAGUGUUUAACAAUGUUCUAUGAUGGUUUUUCUCAUGGUAUUUGUAUUUCUGUAUACACUUUAGUGAUCCUGUCAUAUCUGGGUUUUAUAAACCAUGAUUAUUUUUAAAAUUCA
Molecule: messenger RNA, 6771 nt
Organism: Girardinichthys multiradiatus
Lineage: Eukaryota; Metazoa; Chordata; Actinopteri; Cyprinodontiformes; Goodeidae
Gene: xpr1a
Product: xenotropic and polytropic retrovirus receptor 1a
Exons: 16
Coding region: 575-2656 (693 amino acids)
Biological process (GO): cellular response to phosphate starvation; phosphate ion transport
Cellular component (GO): cytoplasm; Golgi apparatus; plasma membrane
Molecular function (GO): inositol hexakisphosphate binding
Source: RefSeq, a predicted model, not a curated record